GCCGGAUGUACCGGCCGCGCGGGGCUCCGCCGCCUCUAUAAGCGGCUCCGCAGGGCGGGCGUGGGAGCCGCUGUGUGUCCCGUCUGGUCCCGUCCCGCUCCGCCCGCCUCGCCGGGAGCAUGUACCAGAGCCCUGCGCGCUGCCUCUGCUCGGCGCUGCCCGCCCUCUGCUGCGCCCCUGCCUCCGCCUCCCUCCUGCCCUCGUCGCGGCCGCGCGCCUCCCCACCGGUUCUCGACCCCGCCGCCCCGCGGGCAGCAGCAGCGGCGGGUGGGCCGCCCGCCCCGGGGCCCUCGCCCCGCACAGUGUGUUCCAUGGGAAACAGCACCAGUCGGCUCUACAGUGCGCUCGCCAAGACGCUGAGCAGCAGUGCCGUGUCCCAGCACCAGGACUGCCUGGAGCAGCCAGACUCAGCACGGCUGGAUCCUAUAGACCCCAAGGAUUUGUUGGAGGAAUGUCAGAUUGUUCUGCAGAAACGGCCACCCCGGUUUCAGAGGAACUUUGUGGACCUGAAGAAAAACACUGCCAGUAACCACCGCCCUAUUCGGGUCAUGCAGUGGAACAUCCUUGCCCAAGCUCUCGGAGAAGGCAAAGACAACUUUGUUCAGUGCCCUAUGGAAGCUCUGAAAUGGGAAGAGAGGAAGUGCCUCAUCCUGGAGGAAAUCCUUGCGUACAAGCCUGACAUCUUGUGCCUGCAAGAAGUCGACCACUACUUUGAUACCUUUGAGCCGCUCCUCAGCCGACUCGGCUACCAGUGUACUUUCUUCCCGAAGCCGUGGUCCCCGUGCCUAGAUGUGGAGCAGAACAACGGGCCGGAUGGCUGCGCCCUGUUUUUCCUCAAAGACCGCUUUGAGCUCAUCAACAGCGCCAACAUCCGUCUCACCGCCAUGAAGCUGAAGACCAACCAAGUGGCCAUAGCUCAGACGCUGAAGUGCAAUGAAACUGGAAGACUGUUCUGCAUUGCUGUCACUCACCUGAAAGCCCGCACCGGCUGGGAGAGGUUUCGGUCCGCACAAGGCUGCGAUCUCCUCCAGAACCUGAAGAGUAUUACCCAGGGUGCAAAGAUCCCUCUGAUCAUCUGUGGAGACUUCAAUGCGGAGCCAACUGAGGAGGUCUACAGAGAAUUUUCCAACUCCAGCCUCAACUUGAACAGCGCAUACAAGCUGCUGAGCCCUGACGGGCAGUCGGAGCCCCCAUACACCACCUGGAAGAUCCGGCCCUCGGGAGAGUGCCGGCACACGCUGGAUUAUAUCUGGUAUUCCCAGCACGCCUUGAAUGUGAACUCAGCCCUGGGCUUGCUGACUGAAGAGCAGAUUGGGCCCAACAGGCUGCCAUCGUUCAAUUACCCUUCCGAUCACCUCUCUCUGGUGUGUGACUUUAGUUUUAAUCAAGACCCCGACAGACUGCUGUAAUGCGUUGGAAUGCCACCUGGUAUUGCAGUGUCUUAACUCACUAUUUUAUUUUAGAGAAAACUUUUGAAGCUGGAAGCUGUUGAAGGAUGAGGAAAUACUGUUGACUAAACGUUAUUAUGGGCACUUGUUUGCAGUUGCACUUGCCAUUCAGCACUUGUUCAUCUGGAGCCUCUGAGGGAGGAAGAAAGGAGUGGGUGUUCUCGUCGCGGUGUUCCUGCCCUGUCAGGGUUUGACAACCAGAAGGCAAAUGAGCUUUGUCCUUUCACCAACCCCCAUGCGUAAGGAUUUAAUCCUCUAAUGAAUGCGGAGGCCUUAGUAUUUAAAUCAAAACACUUGUGUUUGUAAAACAACCUGCCCUGACAGCAUGCUGACUUAAUUUAUUUCAUGUUAAGCUUGUGCAAGUACUGAAGGGAACGAGGCUCGACUACCCG
Messenger RNA from Falco peregrinus (peregrine falcon), 1840 nucleotides. RefSeq names its product nocturnin (gene NOCT). Gene Ontology annotation, biological process: circadian rhythm. The transcript has 3 exons. The coding region runs from base 120 to 1409 and encodes 429 amino acids. Gene Ontology annotation, molecular function: poly(A)-specific ribonuclease activity. Lineage: Eukaryota; Metazoa; Chordata; Aves; Falconiformes; Falconidae. The record is from RefSeq and is a predicted model, not a curated record.